AUGACGGUUCUCGGUCAUAAGAAAGCGGAGUACUCCAUUCAACAGUGGGGAGAGGUCGUCUUCGGGGACGGUAUGGGACUCAGUACGGGAUAUCUUUCGGAUCGUACUGUUCCAUGGUCCGAAAACGCUUUCGAGAUGGUACUUCGGACUCACGACGGAACCGUACCUGGGGUUGAUGACAGACGUGAAAUCAUCGGAGAGAUUGCGGCGAUCUUCAUGCGCGAAACAGGCCCUCGUGAUUUCGAGGUUCCCAUGGUCCACUUCAAGGGUCAAUGUGCUCAUGUCACGGCCCCCGACACAGGCCUCAUGGAAGUUCUCUGGAAAGAGCAACCCGUUUUCCGAGGCGAGAAGAUGAAGCUGGUGUCUAAAGGCUUCGUGGAAAGCAACAUUACGGUCUACGGUGUCUGGGGAAUGCCAGCGAAGGAGCGACAGGAGCUCAUCAAGAGCUUCACCAAAAGCACCAAGAAGCUCGCAGCACUCAUCGUAGCCGACAUGUACUACAUGUCUGAAGUGAGCGGCGAACUGAUCACCAACUCGGGGCCACUUUUCAGCGGUGACAUGCUCAUCUUUGGAAGAGCGGGCUUUGGCGACCAAAAGAGCUUCCUGGGGGAGCCUUUCUUGAAGAUUCCUUAUCCUACUGUCGACUAA
Molecule: messenger RNA, 648 nt
Organism: Moesziomyces antarcticus
Lineage: Eukaryota; Fungi; Basidiomycota; Ustilaginomycetes; Ustilaginales; Ustilaginaceae
Exons: 1
Coding region: 1-648 (215 amino acids)
Source: RefSeq, a predicted model, not a curated record